This is a messenger RNA of Pararge aegeria (speckled wood butterfly), 3636 nucleotides long. It is a transcript of the gene Vps8, whose product is annotated as vacuolar protein sorting-associated protein 8 homolog. Gene Ontology annotation, biological process: protein targeting to vacuole; endosomal vesicle fusion. Bases 164 to 3550 code for a protein of 1128 amino acids. NCBI's taxonomy places the organism in Eukaryota, Metazoa, Arthropoda, Insecta, Lepidoptera, Nymphalidae. Gene Ontology annotation, molecular function: protein binding. The record is from RefSeq and is a predicted model, not a curated record. The transcript is spliced from 9 exons. Gene Ontology annotation, cellular component: late endosome; HOPS complex.
UUAAAAUUUCCUCAAAUUAAUAACAAUUUCGAAUUUAAUUUAGCGUUUUAGAUUAAAUAAAGUAUCAGAAGUAAAAAUAUUUUACUUGAACAUAUUCAAAUAAUAAACAUGGAAAUCCAAUAGUAGCUGCAAGUUGCACAUUUAAAGUUGGACUUAAAAAACGAUGGAUUUACUGAAAACACCUUCAACUCAAUCACUUUUAGAUUCUGAUCUCGAAUCAGUGGAAAGUCUUCAGUAUGUGGAUUUUGAAGAGCUUGAUGAAGUGGAAUAUGCUUUGCCUACCAGUGAGGCCCCAACCCUUGCAGAAGUAUUAUCUUCAGAGGAAUUGGAAAGCGAAAACAAAAUAUCUUCAUCAAAAUUUGAGGAAACCACAUGUUCUGCUUUACAAGUUGACUUUUUACAGGCAAUAUCACAACAAUUAUUACAGGCUCAAGAACGAUCAUCUGCCGGUGCUGCUACCACAUUAAGUAUUGGCUCCAAUGGUAGACUUACAGUGGGAACUGCACAUGGCCAUCUACUUUCAUUCCACGAUCAAACAUUACGGUGGGUGUGUGACUCAAAUGGCGAUAACGGAGCAGUUACAUGUCUGUCAUAUAAUCACGAUGGUACUCGACUUCUAGCUGGAUUCGCUCGAGGACUUGUUUAUCAGUAUGAGAGUAUACGAGGAUUAAUUCUCAGAAAAGUAACACUCGGAGGAGAGUUAUGGGGUACAUUAAGAGUGACAUGGGCUGGCACAUCUGGACUAGCUUUAGAUACAGGUGGAUCUGUAUGGCUAAUAAGAUUUUCGAGGCCAUUAGGCGUACGUUCUGCGCGAGUUUCUUGUUUAUUUUCGGGAGCACGCGGGGAAGUGGUGGCCAUGGCAGCUCGCGACGCUCGCAUUUUAGCUCUAGCGACUCUAUCGAGAGUCAUCAUAGUUGCCGGCGGCCGAGCGGCUGGAGUACGCCUAGAUGGCCCACCCGAUGUCCUCCCUGUGUUGGAGUGGUGUGAACUAGACAAUAGAAUACUUGUAUCUGCCCGUGCUAAUAUUAUGCAAUGGCUUGCUGUUACCAUAAUUGGAUCAUCUAUAAGCCUUCGGCCAGUACAGCGAGUGGAGCUUAAGUCAACACCUAUAUGGCUCGGCUGGCUGGGAGGUAGCCUUACAAUAUUUGAUUCCGACGAAAAUCUUCGAUUCUGGGGUGAUGAUUAUGACAAGCCACUAGAUUUGUCUCAAAUAGAACCUGUAUAUUCGUCUUCAUUUUUUAAGGGCCACUGGACGGACGGCCGUGUGUCGCAAGCUAUGUGCAAAGCCGGCGAAAGUGCUUUAGGGGGAGCUUGCAUAUCCGAAGGCACGUUAGCACUUCUUGGUCGUCGCGGAGUAGUUCGCGUCAAGCCACGAGACUUGCUUGCAAGGGCCCAAUCAUUUAUAGCUACUGGACGCUAUUCCCAAGCCUUAAGGUUGCUUUGUUCAGCUCAAGGCGUCGAGGCUAAAAAGUUGGUGAAUGAAUUUAUUGGCAAUUUAGCUGAUAGACCGCAUAUAUUGAGCAACAAAAACGUCGCAGUGCAAGUCGUUAAGCUGUGUCACAAAUAUGAUUUCAGUGAUGAGUUAUGGAAUUGCCUUUGGGAGAAUUGUUCCGGGGAGCAAGCUUUCGUUGAAGCGUUGGGAGAUGCUGCGGUGCGUGGUGAACUGUCUAAUAAACCACCCUCUCCUGACUUUACACAGGAGCUAAUAGAAAGACUAGCCGAGUUCGAGCCCGACCUAGUGGAGCGCGUGGUAGCGUCUUUGCCGCUAACGUCGCUGGACCCGCACCGCGCCAGCGUGUUCACACGCGACCGCGGUCUAUGGCGGGGCGUCGGAGCCAUUGCAGCGGCACUGGACGGGUGCAGCGGUGCUAUGCGCGAGCUGGUGACGUUCGUGGAUGAGGCGUGCGGCGGCGGCGCGACAUGCGCGUGCGCAGGUGGCGCGCUGCUGUUAGCGGCGGCGGACGCGCUGGCGGGGCGGGGCGCGGGCGGCCGGGCGCUGCCCGCACACGCGCGCCCGUCUGCCCGCCACGACGCGUUGCAUACUCUGCUCGCCGAGGAGGCUGGAAUACGAUCCCCCUUGCGAGUGCUAGUGGCGCAUGACACGUCAGCCGCGGUCCGGUUGCUGGAGCAAUGUUCGCGGGAGCCGCCGUUCGCAGGCCCGCUCGGCAAACAGAACCGUCUGCGCGUAGCUCGUGCUUUGCUCAACUACACCAAAGACCUAGAGGAGUCAGAAAAACGUCUGGAAAUUUUGGAGUUCAUCGCAGGGCAGCUGAGUUCAGGCGCGCUGCCGUUAGAUCACGAUUUAAUCAAAAAUAUGCAAGAAUUUGUCGCGACCACAGAUGACGAGCGUUCCGAUAGAGCGUGGCUAAUGGUUUUGACGCGGAUACGAUCACAACGAGACCAAAUGCUCGCCCAGUACAGGGACGCUAUUCUUCGACCUCGAAUUUUGUGGCGAAUGGACGCAAUGCUUGAUAGACACGAUGAAGCUCUUAAAGAGUUCUUUGAAAUACGGAAUCCAUCAAGUAAAGAUAUAGAUGAGUUCUUUGAACAUUUAAGAUCAAGAAUUGAAGUUGAUGGUGAAAUGAGAAAACGGCUGAAACCGUACCUUUCUGCGCUCGUAGAACUGCGUCCCCGGUCAGCCGCCGCUUUACUUAAUGAUGAGUGCAGCGACUUGAUCUCCACAAUUCUGGACUCAUUAUCUUUAAAGUGCAAAAUUGAGUUCGGCGAUUGUCUAUUGGAUACGGGGCGACUACGUGGCGACGCGGCCGCGAUUCAUCUGCGGGCUCUGUGUACACAUCGACCCAGCGAUGUUAAGGACUUUCUUAUUAAAAAUACCGGAAUCGUGAGACCAGAAGACGCGCUCGGAAUCGUAAAGGAGCUGGGUCCCAGAGAUGCAGAGUCCAUAUGUUUAGAAGCGACUGGUGAUCAUUUGGGCGCACUAGACGCGCUCCUGCGAUCAAUAUCAUCAAGUCAAGACGAGGAAUCAAAAGCGGCCGUCGUAGACGAAGCAAGCGCUCUGUGUGCGAGAGUCGGGCCAACCGUUCCGACUAGCAUGGCGGCGGAGAUGUGGACGCGGCUGCUGCGCAGUGCGGGUUCGGUUCCGCCACCGCUUCUCUUCGAAGCGAUCGCCUACCUGCCGCUCGAGGAGCUCGUGGUCAAGACGUGCGAUUCGCCGCGAGUCGCAGCAACGAUUCUUUCGGGGGGCGUGACUCGGAAAGGCGUGUGGCAGUGUACAACGCGCAUUGUGCAGCGCGAAGCACACGAGGCGCUAGCUCGUGCGCUGACGGUGGCGCGACGCGGCGCAGCGGCACGCGGCCUCUGUAGGCGCUGCGAGCGACCGCUGGAGAGUCGUUCCGGCGUGCGCACGCUACACUGCGGGCGUGCCGUGCACGCAGAUUGCGAGCCCGAGCCACAGUGUGCGUGCGGCCGACGCGCACCGACAGAAGCGCUAAGCUUACCGCCAUGGCCGCGACGUCGCACCGCACUGUUACACGACGCGGAAUUGCUGCUAGUGGCUCCGCCCCGUCCCGAUCUCGAAGGCGUCGUUUGAUAUUUGACGAUGACCUUAGGUACUUUAUGCUAGAAAUUCGUAUUUUAUUCAUUUACCUGUUGGUAUAAUUAAAUGUUACUCUGUUA